GUUCAAAGUUAUUGAAUAAUAAACACUUUACAAAAUGUAUUGUAAUUAUAUUAUUAAUAUUAUACUCCAAUUCAUUGGUUUCAUGUAAUGAUUGCAAUGUAAUGGUUGAGUCAAACAAUGGUAUAUAUCGCGGAUGCAAUCAAAGUGUCACAACAGCCAGUCUUACGGCUCCAGAGUUUAAGUUUAAGACUAUUUUCGCUUUUAAGGGCAUCCCUUAUGCGGAACCCCCGGUCGCCAAUUUGAGAUUCCGAAAGCCAUUGUCAUUAACAUACAGCCAAUUGACAGAAGUGAAUGCCACUAAUUAUGGGAAAGCCUGCAAACAGCCCCCUCUGGCCAGCAGAGAGACAUACAAUUACUGGCAAUCAUCCGAAGAUUGUCUGUUCCUUAAUAUCUUCACCCCAUCUGUGGACCCAACGGCCAACCUAUCGGUUAUGGUCUACAUUCACGGGGGAGGCCUACUGUUUGAUAGCGCUCGACAAGUGCCCAGUGAACAGCUGAGUCUCCGUGACGUUGUUGUCGUUACUUUGAACUAUCGUUUGGGUGUUUUCGGCUUUUUGUGUACUGAUAGGGAGGACGCGCCCGGGAAUGUGGGGCUCUGGGAUCAGGCAAUGGCUUUGAAUUGGACUCAAAAUAAUAUAAGAAAUUUCGGAGGAAAUCCUCACGACGUGACCCUCUUUGGUCAAAGUGCUGGCUCUGUCUCUGUUAGCAGUCAUAUAGUGUCUCAUGUGAGCCGACCCUACUUCAAGAAAGCUAUAUUGCAGUCGGGGUCGAGUUUAACAAAUGUUUGGCUCCGAAGCAAAGAAUACUCGACACGAGUGGCCAAACGAUUGGCAAAUUUCAUUGGAUGUGAUCGCGAUUAUAUUGAAUGUCUUCGGAACAAGACUUCCGAUGAGUUAUUGACGGCACAGUCGACGGCAUUCCUCUGGAAUCAGAACACACCGGACGCCCAGCCCUGGUAUUCAGCGCUUAUAUUAGAGUUCGUUCAGUGCUUUGGCGAUCAGUUUUUGCCAAAAAAUACAUACGAAUUGCUGGAAUCAGGCAAUUAUAAUAAGGAUAUCCGGAUCCUUUUAGGUCACACGACCCUCGAAUCGGCACAUUUCACACAUAUCUUUGAUAUCAUGAAAGGACGGUUUGGCGCAAAUAGCCCUCAAAUACCUGACGCUGUCGUCAACAUUAAGACCGCCAGAUAUGACAUACAGAAAGUUAUGGUUAAUAACGACUCGUUUGAUAGCGUUAUAGCCGACGAAUACACGAAAUCAUUCAAUAAUGCACUUCUUGUGUCCCCUUUUGGCUUCUUUGAGAGACAACGGCUGAGAGCGGCGGUCGUCCACUCGUACAGCGACUACUCGUUUGUCUGCCCGACUGUCCUCUUCGGCAAGAAUAUAGUGAGUCACCCAUCGUUUGAGGGGUACGUCUAUCAGUACUACUUGACGUACGCCAACAGUAAGUCCACGUGUAAGGGCAGCACGUGGUGUACUAACACACACUUCGAUGACAUACCACUCGUCUUUGGACAACCCUUUUAUAAGAGAGGCUUCUCUCGAAACGACAAGAAUAUGAGUACUAUUCUGAUGGAUAUAUUCACUGAUUUCGCCAAAACAAAUGUAGUGAACACAACCGCAGACACGAGAGAAGUGAGUCUUAAUUAUAUGGAACUGAAUCUCAAGAAUUUGGGCCAAACCUUCUUCGACAUAAUACGAUUCCCUGGACACAAAACCCCACCUCUUGUGACCAAACAAUCGGUUGAAUCGUCGGAUCAAUCAGUGGUGACAGUGAUGUCUGGGUGGCGCUCAUUGGGUAUCACGUAUUUGCGGUUCUCUAGCAUUGCGGCCAAACAGGUGCGUCAGGCCGUCCGCCAUGACCUCCGACCGGAUCAGUUGAGAGAGACCUCAACCAUCAAACAGAUCAAGUCUGAAGUCAAGUCCCACUGA
Molecule: messenger RNA, 1931 nt
Organism: Oppiella nova
Lineage: Eukaryota; Metazoa; Arthropoda; Arachnida; Sarcoptiformes; Oppiidae
Source: the annotation of a GenBank genome assembly